AUUAAGAAUCCCGGAUAAAAUGACACGUCAUUCGGUUUAUUAUACUUGUAUUAUAAUCGAUGAGAAGUGGCAUUGACCGUCCUGUUGUAAAACACUAAUAUGGAAGAUCGUUGUGAGAAACACGGUGAUGAAUUGUUCCGAUUCUUCUGUACGGACUGUGAACGUUUAAUAUGCGAUGUUUGUAUUGACGGUGAACACAGCAAGCAUGCAUUCUGUAGCAUCAGACGCGUGGCGGAGACAAAACGGAAUGACCUGAUAAGACAACUAGGGAGUGACAGACAGGCUCUUCUUGACCGUCUCCAUUCAUACUCAGAAAAGGUACAGGAAUUCAAAGACAACUUUUCGAUCCAGACGGAAGGUCUGAUUGAUCAGGUAGAUACGAAAGCUGAAUACCUAGUAGACAGAAUUCACAAAGUUAGGGAGAAAGUUGUCUCCCUUGUACUUCACUAUCAACAACAGUGCGAGGAGCCCUUUACAGAAGCCCAGAGGAAAAUUGACGAAUGUUUGUCGCUUAUCAGUAAUUAUUCAGAAAUGCUGAGUGAUACAGAAGAGAAGACAGACAGAGAAAUAGUUUCUAUGCAAACAAAACUAGACACAAAAUUGACUUCAGUUCCCAACCCAGACGAUAUUCCUUCAGGGCCACUGAUGACAUUUGAAAACAGUAAAGAACACUUGAGUGAUAGGGAAAUUGAAUCAUUAUUUGGUCAUUUCACGCUAAACAGUUUGAGUGAAGAAAACUGUCAAGAUUCAAUGAUCAAUAAGAAAGAUGCAGAAACAAAUACAGAUCCUGUAGUCAUACGACCUACCUCUACUGAUGAGAAUGAUGUACAAAAAAAUGUAAGUGUGGAAGAUGAUCUAGAUGAAAGCUGCGAUGAGAGAAAUGCAAUGGAGGAUUAUGCAACAGUCCCUAUAAUGGAUGAAUAUCAAGAUGUCUCUCUUAACUUCGAACUUGAAGGACAAGGAGCUGUGAAUAAAAUCCUGCCAUGCUACAACUCCAAGUCGGCCUAUAUGCUGACAGCAAAGAGCAUGAAGUUUGUCAAUGCAUUGAUAAAUGGCUCUGACAUGUCCCCAGAUAAAAUGCACAAACGUCAAGCGCAUCAGACCAUGAUGUCCAAUGUAUCGGAUGCUAGUAUGACCAAGGAUGGUCAUGUUGUAUUUAUAGAGGAAAAAAGAACAUACGUGAAAAAAUGUACAAGUGCAGACUCGGUUAUAAUUUUGGCAGAAUUUCCUGCAGAUUCUACAGUACAAUGUUUAAAUGUGUCAAAUGAUGAUCAUAUUAUAGUUUGUCAUUCAAAAGUCCAAGAGAGAAGACCAAGAACUUGCAUUACUGAGUUAGAUGAGCAUGGCGUCCAGUUAAAAUCGGUCACUCUAGGUAUGACAUACCGUUUCCCCUACAGAUUUUGUCAGAGUGUAACUGGAGACACACCUUUGCUGGACCUAGAGGGCCCAGGCAUAUCCAGAGGUUGUGUUAGAGUUGUGAAUUCUGAUCUCAAACAUGUAGCAACAUAUGCUGGAGCCAUAGGACCAAACCCCUCAGAAACCUUUGAACCACGGGGAAUAUGCUGUGAUGCUGAUGGCUGUAUCAUUGUAACAGACUGUCGAAACCAUGCUAUUCACCUCCUGGAUACAAAAGGAAAGUACAAACAACUGAUUCUCACCCAUAAGGAUGGCAUCCGACACCCUGUGUCUGUGAACUUUGACAGAAACGGUCUUCUGUGGAUCGGCUGUCUGUACGGAAAAGUCCAUGUAAGGAAAUAUAAGGACCUGUUUUUGUAGGGCACUACAACAGCACCUAGCCAUAGUUUUCAUGGAUAAACAGCAUUUAAAUUAUAUAUUUAGCCAGACUACCAUUCUUAUGUAACAUGUCCCCAUUCUUUAAUUAAUAUUAACAAAAUUUUAACAUUUCUUUUUAAAGAAUCAAGGCAAUUUCAUCUUUGUUUUUCCAAUGAUGUACAUUACAAAAUGAGCAGAUUGAUUUUUAUUUUUCAUAAUAUUGACAAUUUAAUUAAAUAAUUUAUAUCCAAUGUUACACCUCAUAACCACACAUGUAUGCAACUUUUUAUAUAUCCUGAGUGCAUUUAUUGUGUUAAAAGAGAAUAUAUUGGUCUUUUAAAUGAAAUCAUAAGCUUCUGACCUCACUACUGUGCCAGUUUAAUCUUCAGUCUUUAAACUAAUUAAAAAGUGAUCUUUUGGAGAAAAUUAAGUUUUUUUUCUCAACCCAGAAGUUUUGUAUAGAAAGUUUUACAUGUAAAUGGUUUUGUUAAACAAACACACAUGCUUUUGUAAGUCUACAGCAUGCUUAUACAGUACCGGUAUAUGGCCAUCUUUAAAGAUGCUUGUUUGUAAUGAGUAAAAACUAAAGUCAGGAAGGUAAAUACUGGUAAUAGAUAUUUGAGAUAAAUUAAAAUCUAGGUCAGCUGGCCCACCCAUAGAGUUAAUCUAGGGUUGGUAAAUUCAAAGAAAGGUAAAUUUAAGGCAGGUAAAGUCUUCAGGUCUAGAUAAAAUCUAACAUACUGGUAGAUUAUAGGUAAAGUAAAAAGAAGUUUUGAAGACAAUGUUGAACUUUGGUAAUUUACAGUUACCUCCCUUGUCACUAUACUGGCCAUGACAUCUGUUACAGGUUGGAUUACUUAUUAUUGAUCUGAUUUGAAUAUUUUUCUUGAUGUUUAGAACUUGUUUCCAUGCAUUAUAAUUUGUCGACAGACAAAAUCCGGUUUACGGAAGAAUCAUUAUCCUGUAAGGAAUUAAUCAUACAAAAGUAGCUCUCAGAACUAUGUCAUUUAAACUAAUUUGAUUAAAAUGUAAACAAAUUUUCAAUAAGCUUUUAAAUUAAUAAUGUUAUGAUAACAAAUCCAUGAUCACAUAAAAAAGUGUUCAAUAUCUACAAAGUUUUAUUUGAUAGAAGAAAGUAUCUUAGAAGGUAUGAUGUAAUUUGUAUUUUAAAUGAAUCUUUUAUCUAUUUGUAUUUUUUGUCCAUACGGGGUGCUUCUUUUCGUUUUAAAAAUGCACAAAAUAGAUCAGCUUUGAAAACUAAUAUUUUAAGAUUGACAUGAGGGAUAACAUAAUUUGUUAGUGGAUAUAUUUUCAUUUUUAGCUCAUCUGGUCUGAAGGGUACCGGUGAGCUUAUAUGCCAUAGUGCAGUGUUCGAUCGUCAUCUGUCAACUUUUCAAUUAUAUUCUACUAGUCAUGAAUAACUGGGUGGUUUUUGACAGGAUUUUGUCUGAAGCAUCCUUGGGUGAAAGGGAACUAGUUUCGUGUAAACAGUCUGGGUCAAGCACCCAAGGGGUAGAAGGGUUGGGUCCGAUAGUCAAAUUAUAGGAACUUCUUUAAAUUUUUCUUCUUUAGGAAUGACAGAAUUUUGUCCUAUUUGGUUUAAAGCAUCCUGGGGUUCUAGCGCCCUAUGGUUUGGAGGAGCAGCUAGGGCCAAAGUGUAAGAUGACACCAUUUAAAGUACUGUACAUGUACCUGUAAUUCUUUGAACAGACUGAUAGAUUUUGGUUAAAUUUGGUUUCCUCAGAAGUUGGAUCAAUUCGGUCUGCAGCAUUCUUGGGUAACUUAACUGAAGAUGGUUUAACUUAAAAGUCUAUUACCCACUGUCAGAGGAAUGAUUGGGCCCAAUAAAGGAAGUCGACAGAAUUGGUUUGUAAAUCCAAUACACAUGUAUUAAGUGCUUUUCAACUUCAUUUGAUUUUAUAAUCUUCACUGGAACCAGAAAACUAAAUGUUUGUUAAAUGAAUGUGUUGACUGGAAUGCAAAGCACUGAGUGGUAGAUCCCAACAUGGAAUUAAAGUAUAUGAUAAAGAACUAAACUGAGAGUGUUUUGUCAUAAUCACUGAAACAUAUCCAGGUGAUCGAUCAAGGUCCUCUGGGCCUCUUGUUUUUAUGCAAUCAGGGAUCAAAUUUGAAACAAAAUGCAUUAUCACAUCGUGUUACAUGCUCUGAUGACGACAAGCCUUAGUGUCAAAACUAGUCAACACUUAAUCUAUUGAAGCCAAACUACACAAGAUGUUUAAUAUGGACGUUUCUAACAGAUGUUUUACUUUUUUUGUUUUGUUUUGUUUUUUAUUGUAGUUGGUAUUUGUUGUUGUUUUUCAACUGGUAGCAUUAAUUAUACAAGUUAAACAUUUGUUACAUGACAAUCACUCCUGUUCAUUACAUACAUUUACAUGUGUAUUAAUAUUGCAUUAAGGGUUAUAUAAUCAGAGUGGUCAGAUUACUUAAAGUAGUCUUACCCUUUCGUAAAAUCUUACUGUAUAUAAUCAGCAGAAUAUGCUAUUUCUGAGAAGUUUAUGAUGUAUCUCUCUCAAUCAUGUCGGUUCCUCUUGGUUCCUAGCUGUGUAUGGUAGAUCCUGAGCCUGAUCUGAAAUUAUAAGAUGGUUGACAGGUGGCCAUUUUAAAUUUUGACAGUUGAAGUUUGUUGAUGAUAUUUCACAGAAAGUUUUUCAUAGAUAUGAAAUCCUUCCAGUACUUCUUAAGAAAUAGGGAUAACAAGUAUUGUUUAUGGGUGUACGGACCAUGGAUGAUGUAUAAAUUAGUACAACAGAUGUCAUCUGUCCAUGGUCCGUUGUAUGUCAUAUGUCAUCUGUCCAUGGUCUGUCGUACGUCAUCUGUCAUCCGUCCAUCAUCCAUUGUACGUCAUCUGUCCAUCGUCCAUUGUACGUCAUCUGUCCAUGGUCUGUUUUAUAUCAUUGUCAUCUGUCCAUCGUCCGUCAUGUCAUCUGUCUAUGGUCCGUACAUGUAGUCUGUCAUCUGUCCAUCAUCCAUUGUAUGUCAUCUAUCCAUCGUCCAUUGUACGUCAUCUGUCAUCUGUCCAUGGUCCGUUGUAUGUUAUCUGUCAUCUGUCUGUCCAUAAACAAUCCAUGUUAUCACUAUUUCUUAAGGAGUACUGGAGGGAUAUUUCUCAAACUUUACAUGUAGGCUUCUAUAAUGUUUCCUAGUUGUGCUCAUUUCAUUUUAAGUCUGAUCCAGAAACAAAAUGGCUGACAGUUGAAGUUUCUAAUUGACAGAAAAAACAAAUUUGUCUGAUAUAUAAUUAUGUAGAACCAAUAAAGAUCAGUCUUAUAUAUAAUUAUGUAGGACCAAUAAAGAUCAGUCUUAUAUAUAACUAUGUAUCUAUAGCUCUUCAUAGAGAUAGUGUACGAGUAAGAUGUGUGAAUAAAUAUUGGGUCAGUAGCUAUAGGGUAGCUGGAAACAAUAGGGUAGUAUAGAUAUAGGGUCAGUAGCUAUAGGGUAGCUGGAAACAAUAGGGUAGUAUAGAUAUAGGGUCAGUAGCUAUAGGGUAGUAUAGAUAUAGGGUCAGUAGCUUUAGGGUAGCUGGAAACAAUAGGGUAGUAUAGAUAUAGGGUCAGUAGCUAUAGGAUAGUAUAGAUAUAGGGUCAGUAGUUAUAGGGUAGCUGGAAACAAUAGGAUAGUAUAGAUAUAGGGUCAGUAGCAGUACAGUACAAUCAUUUUAUUUUAAUCAUUUUGGAUCACAGUUUUAAACAUCAAUAACCCCCCUGUUUGCAACAUUCUUCAAUAUAAAGGUUUCCUAUAUUUGUAUGUCAUAAGUGUUAUACCCCUGAAGACAAAUUUGUGCAGUGCGAAUAGACUUCGGUAUAUUUUUGGUCUUUUCACAUAUACUUACCAGUCUGAAGAACAUGUUUUAUAAGUUUGUACAGUGAAAUACUAACCAUUCAAACAAAAUUAUGAUUACAGACAAGUGGAAAUGACAGGUGUUCAUUUUAGCAACAUUUACUCUGUAAGUUACUGUUUUUACUGAAUAUUGUUUAUCUGGGUAAUGUUGCAUUAUAAUGCAUGUUCUUUCUGGUGUAUUACCAGGUAACAUCAUUUAUUGUUGGUAUGGCAACACAUUCCUGGAUGUUGAUGUCUACCGGUACCUUUACUCCAACAAUUUGUAGAAUAUUUAAGAAGAUAAUGCAUAAAUAUAUGUAUACAAUGUAUGUGCUUAACAUGUACUGCACAACCACAAUUGACAAUUUAACUCUUGGACAUUGUGUUCAUUUAUAUUUUAUUUUAUAAUACAAUUUUACUGUAUACUUUUAAUAUUUAUACUGUUCGUACCAUGUCAGUACUUGAUUAAGCUUCAUUUGAUUAAAACAAUUCUGGUGUGAACAUGCUUGUGUGCAAAUAACAAGUCCAAUGCAAUAAGAUGGACAUUAUAUGUUAUUGUAUGUACACUGACACUAUAUUACACUAAAAUGUAUUCUAUACGUUGUACACGUGUAUCUACAUGUAUGAACAUGUAUCUAAUAAAAGGUACUUCAAUGUAGUUUACAGAUCUACUAUACAUUGUAAAACAUGUGUAGAUAACCUUACACUGUAACAGUAUAUACAUGCAUACAUGUACAGUGUAUACUCUAGCCAUCAUAUCCUAGUUCACCCCAGUGACAUAUUCCGUAUAUAGAUGUUAUUAUACUAAUUAUACAUAGUUCUAAAGUUUUACAUGUAUAUAAGUGUGCUGAUGCCAUGCCACACAGCAUUCAUUACUCACCUGACCUUUCCCUGAAAAUGCCCAGAACAUUGAGUUAGAUUUUAACCAAAUUUCACAUGGAGCAUCCCCUAGCCCCUUAGGUAUGAUGGAGGUUUAGUCCCAUGUAGCAUAAGUGUGAUUUUUAAAGCACUACUUACUCUAUGAUUUUAAUUAAAUCUAACUUUAUUUGGUUCGGAUUAUCCGUGACCUGAGUGCUGUAUAAAUUAAAAAGUAGUAACUUUGUCCAAUUAGAUCAGAUACAGACUGUAUGGAUGUAAAUGGGGCCACCAUGGCCAGUGGUUAAGGUGUCCGGAUACUUUAUCACUAGCCCUCCACCUCUAGGUUGUGAGUUUGAAACCAACAAGGGAAAGUUGCCUGGUACUGACGUAGGUUGGUGGCUUUCCUCCACCUCCAAAACCUGGCACGUCCUUAAAUUACCCUGGCUGUUAAUAGGACGUUAAAAAAAAAAUGUAAAUUUUAUACUACAGAUAAUUACAUGUACAUCAUGUCAAUUGUAUAAUUUUUAGACAUCAAUUCACCAGUGUAAGAUUUAAGAUUUUAUCAUGAGAAGUUGUUUUUUUAUUUCUUUUAUUGUGCUUUUUAUUCCUUGGCUUACUGGGAAGGGGAGUUUAAUUAACUAAUGGUACAUACCUUUUAUAAUUACAUUAACUGUAGUUGUAUUGCAGCCAUUAGCAUGUUUAAAAUAUAGCAGGAUCUCUUAAAAGUUUGCUUGGACAGUUAUAUAAUCAAUCCUUGGAAUUAAUUGUUGUGAGAAGGAAGUAUAUUGUGGUAGCCCUACUGGAGUGAGAUACCAUGAGUAAUUUGUUGAGUAAUUUGUUUUCAAAUUGACCAUAUUUUAAUCAUGCUUGCUAUGGACCAAUCACUGUGAACAGAGAAAUACAUAUAUUUCUUAAGACACUGAAAAACGUUCAAUUUUAAAUGUUAUUUUUAAGUUAUUUUGAAACACACUGUUGAUUGUGUUUUUUUUUGGUUAUCAAUAAACUUGUUUGGAUAGGAAAA
Pecten maximus is the source of this 7489-nucleotide messenger RNA. Its product is annotated as tripartite motif-containing protein 2-like. The transcript has a single exon. The record is from RefSeq and is a predicted model, not a curated record. Gene Ontology annotation, biological process: negative regulation of translation; protein polyubiquitination; proteasome-mediated ubiquitin-dependent protein catabolic process. The coding region runs from base 100 to 1776 and encodes 558 amino acids. NCBI's taxonomy places the organism in Eukaryota, Metazoa, Mollusca, Bivalvia, Pectinida, Pectinidae. Gene Ontology annotation, molecular function: protein binding; translation repressor activity; zinc ion binding.